AUGGGUGUCUUAUCCCUCAGUACUUUGUUGUUUUCUGGUGUAUCAUUUUGGAUGAAUAUAGAGAAAAGCAGAAGACCGAUAUGUCUGUGGUUCCUGUGUUGGGUUGGCUGUUUCGGAUAUUUUAUGGUAUCCGACUCGACCAAUAAACAAGUCCUCACUUUUGGCGCAGUACAAGUUAUAUUGAGCAUUGCAACUUUGCAAUACGUUGGAAUGCCGUUAUUAGGACUUACGAUAAGAGGAGAGGCAAAUCAAGAGUACUCCUUGAUUUGCACGUUAACUGGCUGUGCAUUUUUACUGUUUCUAUUCAUGAAUCCAACAUUUCGGGUGAUGUUCCGGAUCAUGGCAGUUCUGCACUUCUUAGUUGGAAGCCUGUGGUUUUCAAAUUUUAUUUAUAAGAGGAUUAUUAAGUAAUAUUAAUUGAGUUAUCUAGAUUUUGUAAAUAAGUAUUGAGAAUAAAUAAUCUUUUUUAAAUACAGUUUUAAUCAAAUUUCACUCAUGCGCAAAAUAUAUCGAUUAGGUAAAAUGAUACACUCAACUCAUUUUAAUCUUCAGUUAAAUCAUUGAGU
Molecule: messenger RNA, 566 nt
Organism: Acanthoscelides obtectus
Lineage: Eukaryota; Metazoa; Arthropoda; Insecta; Coleoptera; Chrysomelidae
Source: the annotation of a GenBank genome assembly